GUGUUUCGAGCCCAGGCCAAGACUAGCGUUUACAUUAUCUUGUGGUUUUCAGCAUCAGGCUGUUGCUGUCUAUAGGCUGUUGUCUUUAGACAUCCAUAUGCUGUCAGAGGCAUUAGAGGCUGCUCUCUAGCUCUCUACUGACGUCACGUACACAAUGAAGAGAAGACUGACGUCACUCUGUUAGCGUACUCUCAUCAUGGUGGUUAGCUAACGGGAGCUACGAAGCUAGGUCACUUCUGGGACAGCCCUGACAGCUUAGCUUCGACAGCUAGCUAGCUAACAGUUGGCUAUGUGAAGUGACUGACCGGGAAAGAUAAAGAGACUCCCUGCAGCAGCUCUCUGAACGGAUGAUGAGCUGACGUGCGGCCGGGCGGCGUUCCUGUCGGUGUUGCAGCUGGCUCUCAUGUUGCCAUGGAGACGGCAGCCUUCGAGGGCUGGCUGCAGUCCGUCUCGGCCUCUUUCCUUACCCUGAACGACCAGCAGCGCAACCAGUCUCUGGACCAGCUGAUCUCUCUGAGCGGAGCCGUGCAGCUCCGCCACCUGUCCAACGGGCUGGAGACGCUGCUGAAGAGGGACUUCCUUCGCCUCCUCCCCCUGGAGCUGGCCUUCUACCUGCUGCACUGGCUGGACCCCGAGACCCUGCUCACCUGCUGCCUGGUCUGCAAACAGUGGAAUAAGGUGAUCAACUCGUGUACAGAGGUGUGGCAGGGUGUGUGUCGGGAGCUGGGCUGGAGGAUUGACGAGUCCAUUCAGGAAGCCCCCCACUGGAAGGGGGUCUACCUGAAGGCUAAACUGCGCAUGGUGCAGCUGCAGGAUCAGGAGGCAUUUGAGACAUCGUCCCUGAUUGGCCACAGUGCUCGGGUCUACGCCCUCUACUAUAAGGACGGCCUCCUCUGCACAGGCUCCGAUGACCUCUCUGCCAAAUUAUGGGACGUGCGCACUGGGCAGUGCAUUUAUGGAAUUCAGACACACACCUGCGCCACCGUGAAAUUUGAUGAACAGAAGCUGGUGACUGGGUCCUUUGACAACACUAUGGCAUGCUGGGAGUGGAGCACAGGUGCUAAAAUCCAGCAGUUCCGUGGCCACACUGGAGCAGUGUUCAGUGUGGACUACAAUGAUGAACUGGACGUGCUGGUCAGCGGCUCCGCGGACUUCACGGUGAAGGUGUGGGCUCUGUCUGCUGGGGCGUGUCUCAACACUCUGACGGGACACACCGAGUGGGUCACCAAGGUGUUGCUACAGAAAAGUGAGGUGGAAUCUAUGGUGCACAGUCCUGGGGAUUAUAUCCUCCUAAGUGCUGAUAAGUAUGAAAUUAAGGUCUGGCCUUUAGGGAGAGAAAUCAACUGCAAAUGUUUGAAGACACUGUCAGUGUCCGAGGACCGCAGCAUCAGCCUCCAGCCUCGCCUGCAGUUUGACGGACGCUACAUCGUCUGCAGCUCUGACCUCGGAGUCUAUCAGUGGGACUUUGCCAGUUUUGAGAUUCUCAGGGUGAUCAAAACGCAGGACCCAGCUAACCUGUCCCUGCUCAGCUUUGGCGAGGUGUUUGCGCUCCUUUUCGACAACCACUUCCUGUAUGUGAUGGACCUGAGGACAGAGGCCAUCUCGGGCCGCUGGCCUCUGCCAGCCUACAGGAAGUCCAAACGGGGAUCCAGCUUCCUGGCCGGUGUGACCUCCUGGCUCAACGGCCUGGACGGGGACAAUGACUCUGGACUGGUGUUUGCCACCAGCAUGCCGGACCAUAGCAUUCAUUUAGUACUGUGGAAGGAGAACGGAUAGACAGCACGUGCGCUCUGGAAUAUAUGAACCUUAACAGCCAACAUAGAUCAUGCAUGGACCAAAGCAUUUAGUUUUUAUCGGUUUCUUCCUCAUACAGUCCCACUCCAGACACCCACUUGGACAUCCACGGAUGGAAAACUAAGAUGAUGAAACUAUUACUGGUGCGCUAGAUCAACACAUCUGUGACAAUUAAAGGUUCCAAAAUAAACAACAGUAGAAUUUCUCCUGUAAUAUAUUUGAACGUAGUGGUGUAAAUGUUUUUGGGAGAUUUGCUCUUCAAUCCGUUUGGCGUUGUGCAGUCACCCUUAAAGGAUAACUACAGUUUUUUCCAACCAUAUUUCCCUAUGUUUUUGUGUCUAAGUGACUGAUGGGAACAACAAUCUUUGACAUUGGUCCAGUAUUAAGAGAG
Messenger RNA from Perca fluviatilis (European perch), 2185 nucleotides. RefSeq names its product F-box and WD repeat domain containing 2 (gene fbxw2). Gene Ontology annotation, molecular function: protein binding. Lineage: Eukaryota; Metazoa; Chordata; Actinopteri; Perciformes; Percidae. The coding region runs from base 412 to 1776 and encodes 454 amino acids. The record is from RefSeq and is a predicted model, not a curated record. The transcript is spliced from 8 exons.